Molecule: messenger RNA, 4174 nt
Organism: Ailuropoda melanoleuca (giant panda)
Lineage: Eukaryota; Metazoa; Chordata; Mammalia; Carnivora; Ursidae
Gene: SPICE1
Product: spindle and centriole associated protein 1
Exons: 18
Coding region: 119-2824 (901 amino acids)
Biological process (GO): metaphase chromosome alignment; mitotic spindle assembly; regulation of centriole replication
Cellular component (GO): centriole; centrosome; spindle
Source: RefSeq, a predicted model, not a curated record
CUCGGGUAGCCUAGGCAACAUCCCGGAAGUUGCGGGCUGUGUUAACCUGUGGCGGGCCGGGCGGUUCUGGACCCUGAAGAUUUAGUGGCGGUGGAGGAGGCUGUCGGGAAACGGCAAGAUGUCACUUGUCAGAGUGAACCGUUAUGGUCCCCGGGGAGGAGGAAGGAAAGUACUGAAGGUAAAGAAGAAAAAAACGUCGGUGAAGCAAGAAUGGGAUAAUACUGUGAAUGAUCUAACAGUUCAUCGGGCAACUCCUGAAGAUCUGAUACGUCGUCAUGAAAUACACAAAUCAAAGAACAGAGCAUUAGUACACUGGGAACUACAAGAAAAAGCUUUGAAGAGAAAAUGGAAGAAGCAGAAACCAGAAAUUUCUAAUCUUGAGAGAAGGAGAUUGUCUAUAAUGAAGGAGAUUCUUUCUGAUCAAUACCAGAUGCAGGAUGUAUUAGAAAAAUCUGAUCAUUUGAUGGCCGAGGCAAAAGAUCUGUUUGUUGAUUUUCCCCGUAGGCGCACAGGGUUUCCAAAUGUAACUAUGGCUCCUGAUUCCUCUCAGGGUCCCAUUGUAGUAAAUCAAGACCCUGUCACGCAAGCCAUUCUCAGUGAAUCUAUCACGGAGCCUCAGGCUCUUAAUGAAGUAGAUGAUGAUGAAGAAGGAACUGUUAACAGCCAGUCUGAAGAAAGUGAGAAUGAACUGGAUAACUCUCUAAACUCUCAGUCAAAUACGAACGUAGAUAGGUUUCUUCACCAACUAAAGGAAGAUAAUUCUGAGUUAAUUAAUAAGCUGUGGACUGAUAUUCAGCAGAAAAUAACAACACAGUCACAUACCCCUCCGGGAACUCCAUCACCUGCCCCUCCAUCAGGAGAACAAAAAGCUGCUCUGAAUGCUACCAGUGCUGUCAAGAGAAUCCAGACCAGGCUUCAAUCUGAAGAAUCUACUGAAACUCUAGACUCAAGCUAUGUUGUAGGACAAGUGCUGAACUCAAGGAAGCAAAAACAGUUGUUAAAGAAAGUGAAAGGAAAACCGGAUUUGCGUGCUCCUUCCAAGCAGAAGAAGAACGUGUUAACAGCUAGCACAUCCUCCACAGACUUACCAAAUAGCAAUAAUUCCAGCCUGGAUGUCCUCAAACACAUGAUAAAUGAAGUGGAACAUGAAAUGGAAGAAUAUGAACGGUGGACAGGACGCGAGGUCAAAGGACUGCAGAGUAGUCAGGGUCUUACAGGCUUCACUCUGUCACUGGUGGGCUCCCUCUGCCGCCUGGUUCGGUACCUUAAAGAGAGCGAGGUCCAACUGCGUAAGGAAGUAGAGACGAGGCAGCAACUGGAACAAAUGUUAGGUGAUCAUCGAGAGCUCAUUGAUGCUCUUACAGCUGAAAUUCUUCUUCUUAGAGAAGAAAAUGCUGCUACCCAGGCAAGACUUCAGCAGUACAUGGUCACAACAGAUGAGCAACUUAUAUCACUCACACAUGCCAUGAAGAACUGUCCUGUGAUAAAAAGCAACAAAGAAUGUCAGGCAUCAGAAAGGGGAUCCACAAGUAGGAAAAUGAUAGACAAUCCGGAGGGCCCUGUUGUAAAUGCUAAUGUCUCCAUGCCAUUGGUAUUCAGAGGGGAAGAAGUGGCUGAAUUCGCACAGGAAGACUUGCCUGUUAAACUGUCUCAGGUGCCAACUCCCCCGGACAGUGUGAGUCUGGCUAACAGUUUUCCAGCACAUAUAUUUGAGCCGGCUGUGUUGUUAACACCACCCAGGCAGAAGAGCAACUCAGGAUUCUCUCCCUUGCAAGACGUAUUAAGGAGGACUGUUCAAACUCGUCCUGCUCCACGAAUUCCUCCAACUGUGGAAAUAAUUGAGAAGGAACAAAACUGGGAAAAGAAGAUCUUACCUACUGACACAGACCAUCAGAAUUCAAGUGAAGAGAGUCGUCUCUUCACUCAGAGGUGGAGGGUGUCUCACAUGGGGGAAGAUCUGGAGAACAAAGCCCAGGCUCCUUUUGUUAACCUCUCACAGCCCUUCUGUAGUUCCCAUUCAAACGCUCAGCAGGCCAGAAUCCCUGAGUUCUCAGAAGAGCUCCCGGUACUGGGAGAUGGACAGCAGCUUAGAACAAAUGAGGCAUUAAUACAAAGAAAAGACAUCAUGGCACGAAUUGCUGAGUUGACACUGCAAAAUUCAGCUAUCAAGGCACAUCUGAAUAAUAUUAUUGGGCCAGAAGGAGAGCAAGGGGAUGGAGUUCGGGAAUUAAACAAACAAGAGACAAGUCAUGCGAGUGACCUGACCACCACUUUUCCAGCAGCACAACCUCUAACACCAAGUAGCAUGGAGGAACGGAUUGCGGAAUUGAAUCGGCAGAGUAUGGAGGCUCGUGGAAAACUCUUGCAGUUAAUAGAGCAGCAGAAACUUAUUGGACUGAAUCUUUCCUCUCCACCGGUAUCACCCAUUCCAUCACCUCUCAGAGCAUGGACUGAAGGAGGAAAGAGGACAAUUGAAGUUUCUAUUCCAGGAGCUGAAGCCCCAGAAAGUUCAAAAUGCAGUACUGUCUCUCCUACCAGUGGGAUAAAUACAAGAAGGUCUUCAGGGGCUACUAGUAAUUCUUGUUCUCCAUUAAACGCUGCCUCAGGAAGUGGGCGAUUCACAUCUGUUAAUCCAAGAGCAAAGAUGAAGAAACUGAGGUACCAGGAGGUAAGUACCCUCUCAAAGUCGUACAACUUAGGUGUGGGGGCCCUGGGAUGGGAUACAGGAAGUCUUUGUACAAAGCCUACACUAUGCUGCCGUCUUACAGUGAGUAUAGUAUGGAAGCACAAUAAUAAUUAUUAUAAUAAUAGCUAUUUUUAUUGAGCUAUAACUGUGGUUAUCAUUAAAAUUUCACAGUAAAACUGAGUUAGACAUGUUUGAAUGCCACCCACCUCCCCUUUACAGAUGAGGAAAUUGAGCCCUGGAGGUGAAGUAAGUUGCUUAAUGUCAGGGUGUUGAGGUAAAGCCAGGACUUGAAGCUCCCCCCCCCCCUUUUUUUCCUUUUAGAGAGAGCACAUGAGCGGGGGAAGAGGAGCCAGAGGGAGAGGAGACAGAAUAUUAUCAGGCUCCAUGCUCAGCACAGAGCUUGUUGCAGGGCUUAAUCCCACGACCUUGAGAUCAUGACUUGAGCCAAAAUCAAAAGUCAGAUGCUUAACUGAGUCACCCAGGCACCCUUCUUUUUAAAAAAUAAUUAUUGGACUCCUCCUAACUUAUAAGAAAUAAUUGAUCUAGCAUAGUGGCUAAGGCUGCAAGUAUUGCAAUCAGAAAGCUUGGAUUCAAAUGCCAUUUCUGCCGCUUGGGCUAUGUCCCUGCAUAAAUUAUCUCCUUUUUCCCAUUUGAGAAUCAGACAUGAUAUAUCUUAUAGGGAUGUGAGGAGUAAGAGAGGUGAGUAUAUGUAAGUAUGUUCAGAACAGGGUCUGACUCAUAAUAAGCAUUCAGUAAGGAUGACUGCCAGUUUUUUGAUGCACAAAUAAACACACUAUUUCCUUGUGUUUCCAGAUUUUUAAAGAUAUUAUGUAGUGAAUUCUUUGUGGUUUUCUCAGAUCAGCAAUUGGACCCAGUGCUUUAAAUUUAGAGACAUUUCACCUGAAGAUGUUUGGAGGUUGAAAGUAAACAUGUUGAGAAUAUUAUUUGAAAAUUAACAUACUGUUUAGAAAUAAGUUUAUCCUAUGUUUUCUGACUUUUCAGAUACCCUGGAUAUACCAUUUAAUAAUUAAUAGUAAAGAUAAUGUUUAAGUCAGGAGACUUUAAAAGUCAAGAAUACUUGACUAAAGAGAACAUUUCAACACUACCAACAAAUCCAUGGAAGAAAGUUUUUGGAAAAUUGUGUAACAUGGAAACCAAUAAACACAAAAUAGAACACAACCUUUUAAAAAUCAACUUUAUUGAGAAAUAAUGUAUAUAUAAUUAACUGCAUCUUAAUUUGAAAAGAACAACUCAUUGACUUUUGGCAGAUGAAACUACCACAAGACAUUUUUGUCAUCUCCAAAAGAUUCCUCCUGUCUCUUCAGUGCAUCCCUCCCUUUACUCCAGCCCUGGGCAACCACUGCUGUGCUUUUUGUCAUCAUAGAUUUGUUUAUAUUUUAUCUAAAAGGAAUCAUACAUUGUACUAUUUUGUGUCUGGCUCUCUAACUCCCCAUAACAGAUUCAUUCAUGUUGUGUGUAUCAAUUUCU